Molecule: messenger RNA, 756 nt
Organism: Grammomys surdaster
Lineage: Eukaryota; Metazoa; Chordata; Mammalia; Rodentia; Muridae
Gene: CUNH21orf140
Product: family with sequence similarity 243 member A
Exons: 1
Coding region: 1-756 (251 amino acids)
Source: RefSeq, a predicted model, not a curated record
AUGGCUCGCUUUACAAACUGUCUUCUGAAAAACAUCUUUAGCAGAAGUCAGUUUGACAGCACCAAGAGGAGGCAGUGCCUUCAGUAUCUCAACGCUCUGAGAUCGCUGCAACACAACGGAUACAAGACCGUGUAUUUUGGGGAAACUGAGAUCCCAGAAACUCUUGUCACUGGGGAAGAUUUUAGUGAUAGCUAUUACAUCCACACACCAUCCUGGUGUAUUCUACAUGCUGGAGGCAGUCAAGGGUGGGUGCCUUGGAAAUAUCGCAUGUUCCUGAGGGAUGACCUGUGCAUCAAGCAGGAAGACAGCCUGUUCUUUGAGUUCUGUGACGUCGUGAAGAAGGCAUAUGGCAAGUGUGCCAUCGUGGUUAAAGGGAAGCGGCAGCAAGAUGAGAUGAAGCCAAAGACAGACAAGGAGGGGGAGGACCAGGCCUAUGUCCCAACAAGUGUUAAUUUAACAAGUGUUGUGUGCUCCCCAGGAGUGGCCAAGUCCUACGGCCAUGAGCUAAUCUCUCUGCCUCCUCCCUAUAAUUAUCUGAACCCCUUAGACUCAGCCUGGUCUUCUGUGAAAUGGUUUAUCAUAAACAACCGGAAAGAGUUUUGUCUGCAGUCUGUUGACAACGUCUACACUUACCGAUACAUACUCUUCAGUGACUUAAUAAGCAAAGGGAUUGAAAAGGUUAACUUGACCAAGUGGAAGGCCAUAACCAACAAGGUGCGCAGGUGGGAGAACUAUUAUAUUGGGAAGUUUUCUUAA